AAAACAAGCGAUGUCAACAGAACAACGUGUGAGGGACGCCUUGCUCUCCCACCGCCACAGCUUUCUGAGGCCACAGAGACGAUUAACCGGAAUUUCAAGACAGUUUCUCCUUAUAAAAAUCUAGAAACCUUCCCAGUCCAUCACCAGAACCUUUGAAACACCUUUGAAAUUAUGGACACUCUCAACUGAAGCCUUUGGAAAUUAGUGAUGAUGAAGGACAAGAGAGGCAGAAGCAAGGGUAGGAUGGGCAGGAGAGGAGGAAGGAUGGCUAAGGGGGUUCCUAAGGCUGGUAAGGAUAUGGAUGACCUCAAGCUUAUCCAGUCUGACCCUCGCUUCGCCCACGUGACCUCUGACCCAAAGUUCCACCACAUACCCAAGAAGGAACGCAAAGUGAAGCUCGAUAGUCGGUUUCACUCCAUCUUGACUGAUGAGAAGUUUUACGAGAAGUCAACGAUGGAUCCGCGAGGAAAAAGAAAUUACUCGACAAAAGAAGACCUAUUGAGAUUCUACCAUUUGUCCUCGGAGGAAGACUCAGAGGAGGAGGAGGAGGAAAAGGAAAAGGAAGAGGAGGAGGAGGAAGAGGAAGAGGAAGAAAGGAAGAAAACUGAGAAGAGUGAAGUCAGUACAGAGAGCCAAGAAGAGAAAAGAAGAAGGAAGAGGAGGCGGAGGAGGAGAAGGAGGAAAAGGAGAAGGAGGAGGAAGAGGGAGGAGGAGGAGAAGAAGGAGGAAGAGGACACAACACAAAGAGACAAGGAGGAGAGGUCAGAGGUUACGGCAGAGGUCACCAAGCGCCUUCAGGACAUGACCAAAGAUUAUGCGCGUGGUGGCGGCGAACUCUUCUCGUCCGACUCCUCCGAUGAUGACUCUACAACCACUGAUGAGGAGGAGGAGGAAGAGGAGGAGUUUGAGUGGGCGGAGCUGGACCAGGAUGCAGUGUGGGAUAAUGAGGCGGAGGUGGAGGAGACAAGUCGCAUUGCCAUCUGUAAUCUGGACUGGGACCGAAUCAAGGCAGCCGAUCUGAUGGUGCUGUUCUCGUCCUUCUGUCCACUGGGGGGCUCGGUAAAGCAGGUCGCCAUUUACCCCUCAGACUAUGGCAAGCAGAGGAUGGCAGAGGAAGACCGCUCAGGCCCCCAAGAGCUCACUAUGGCACGUCGAGGGAGGAAAGAGCUGGAGGAGGAGGAGGAGGAGGAAGAAGAAGAGGAGAAGAAAGAUAUGAGGCUUGAUUUAGUUGACUUAGAGAAGCUGCAAAAAGGCAAACUAGACCAAACAGCCGGGGCCACCAAGAGGGACUUUGAGGCACUGCGACGCUACCAGAGGAACCGUCUCCGCUACUUCUACGCAGUGAUGGAAUGUGACAGCGUGGACACCGCCCGCACCCUAUACCAGGAGUGUGACCGCCAGCCCUUCGAGGGGGCCGGCAUUUUCCUCGACCUGCGCUAUAUUCCCUCUGAUAUGACCUUUGACGAGACACCCCACGACUUAUGCCAAGCGGUGCCACGGUCCUACAAGGCAAAGGAUUUUGUCACCACGGCACUGCAGAACACUCGGCCGGCACUUACCUGGGACGAGACUGAUCCCGAACGCUACAAGGCACUCAGCUCAGCCAUGGCACAGGCUCUCAAGGGCGGCACUCUCAGCGAAGACCAACUUAAGGAUUUUGUGGCAUCAUCGAGUGAGGAGGAGGAGGAGGAGGAGGAGGCGGAGGAGAAUAAGGAUGACAACAGCAGUGACGAGGAGGACAGUGAGGAGGUGAAGGCUGCAAGGAUAGCAAAAUUCCGCGCACUCAUUAGGGAAAUUGACGAGAAAGAGAAGAGGAAGAAGGAAAGAGACAUCGACAUGGAGGAAACAUUUGACGACAUAAAAGAAGAUGACAACGAGGAAGAAGAGGAAGAAGAUGAGGAGGAGGAGGAGGAGAGGGAAGAAGAAGAACCUCAGCUGAACCCAUUUGAGAAGUAUCUAGAGAAGAGAAAAGCCAAGAGGAAGGAGAAGAGGAAGAAACAGAAGGAAAUUAAGAAGACAGAAGAAGAUGGAGAGUCAGAUGAAGGGAUUUCAGACGACGAUGUGCCUGGUGGAGUAGAAGACCUGUACUCAGACCCCUUCUUUGCCCAGGAGGUGAAAAAGGGAACUAAGAAGAAGGGACAGAAGAAGAAAAAGGAGGAGGAAGAGGAGGAUGAAGGGACGGAGGAGGAGAAUGAAAAGAACAACCUUGAGCUGCUUCUGAUGGAGGAGGACAAGGAGGACAAGAGACACUUCAACAUGAGAGAGAUCAUCAAGACAGUGAAGCCACCAACCAAGAAGAGCAGGAAGAACAAACUGAAAAAGAAGAUGAUAGAGAAGAAGGAGCAGAAGAAGAAGGCGGUGGAUGAUUUUAAGAUUAACAUGAGUGACCCGAGAUUCUCCAAGCUGAUGACCUCCGGCGACUACAACAUCGACCCGUCACACCCUCAGUUUAAACGCACUCAGGCCAUGGACUCUCUGAUUGGGGAGAUACAGAGGAAGAGAAUGGCAGAGAGUGGGGAGAUGCCCCUAGCCAAGAGACCCUGCCCGGGGGAUGCCACAAAGCGAGAGCUCUCCUCGCUGGUGCAGAGAGUGAAGAGGAAGACAAGGAGGGUGAAGGGCGGCAGUAACAGAGGAAGCUGAGUGUAUAGUGUUGUAAUAAAGAGUAAUGGUUCAA
This is a messenger RNA of Portunus trituberculatus (swimming crab), 2674 nucleotides long. Its product is annotated as ESF1 homolog. The record is from RefSeq and is a predicted model, not a curated record. Gene Ontology annotation, cellular component: nucleus. Gene Ontology annotation, molecular function: RNA binding. NCBI's taxonomy places the organism in Eukaryota, Metazoa, Arthropoda, Malacostraca, Decapoda, Portunidae. Gene Ontology annotation, biological process: rRNA processing.